AUGGAUAGUUCAUCCGACCACAGCAGCCGCGCCAGCCCCGUCACCGGCAGCCCCAAACACCCCCACAGUCCCAGCGUGCAGCAGAGCCAGCAACAGCAGCUGCACCAGCAGCCGCCCCCGUCCCACCAGCAGCAGGCCCACGCCCGGGAGCAGAUCCGCGAGCAGCAUCAGCACCGCCGAGUCCCGACCCCUGGCUCGCCCACGCGGGGCUCGCCGCCCCAGGGGUUGCCCCUGAGUCCGCCGCCCUUGUCGGCCGGGGCCGGACCCGGGGCGCCCCCGGGCAUGGUCCCCAGGAUGCCCGGACUCCCGCCGCCCGGGCUGGGCCUGCUGGGCCAGCUCGGCGGCAUGCUCGGCGGCCACCACGGCUCGCCCUUGGAACUCAUGGCGGCCCAUCACGCCGUCCUGCCCCCCAGGUCCUACAACAGCCCGCCGCCCAUCAGCUCCACCGACCCCACCGCCAACGAGUGCAAGCUCGUCGACUAUCGCGGGCAGAAGGUCGCCGCCUUCAUCAUCGCCGGCGACACCAUGCUCUGUCUGCCCCAGGCCUUCGAGCUCUUCCUCAAACACCUCGUCGGCGGACUCCACACCGUUUACACCAAGCUCAAGAGACUCGAUAUCGUGCCCCUCGUGUGUAAUGUGGAGCAGGUCAGGAUCCUUAGGGGUCUCGGUGCCAUUCAGCCCGGCGUCAACCGAUGCAAGUUGCUCAGCUGCAAGGACUUCGACGUCCUCUACAGGGACUGCACCACGGCCAGGUAG
This is a messenger RNA of Orussus abietinus, 756 nucleotides long. Its product is annotated as dachshund homolog 2. The coding region runs from base 1 to 756 and encodes 251 amino acids. The transcript has a single exon. The record is from RefSeq and is a predicted model, not a curated record. NCBI's taxonomy places the organism in Eukaryota, Metazoa, Arthropoda, Insecta, Hymenoptera, Orussidae.